UAGUAACCAACCUGACGUGCAGGAAGACACUGCCAAAGCAGCAAAGCGAGUUACGGCCGCGAAGAAACCAAACGUGUGAAAAGAACGAAAUUACAACGAACAAAGCGGAAGUGGUGCAUAGUUUUCAAAAUCGUUAAAGAAAAUUAGCAGAAAUGGCGAAAUUGGUGGCAAUUUUCUUGCACCUGCUGUUUUUCAUGGYUUGUACUUGGCAAUUUGGCUCCGCCACUGUGCAACCGCGCGCUCCGAAUUUCCAAUACUUUGAGCGUCCCAAAUAUCGCUAUCCUUACUAUGACGAGAACGGACGAGGCAAACUACUCUAUGGCUAUGGCGGUCCGGAUUUAUACCAAUACAAAACUUACACACCUCUGGAAGGCAUACAUUAGUCAAUGUCGCUGUCAACCGUCGAUAGACUUAGACAAACACCCGUAGAUAUUUAGUUCUUAACAAUAAUAUUAAUUUAUUUUAAUGACAAAAGU
Bactrocera latifrons is the source of this 476-nucleotide messenger RNA. RefSeq lists its product as uncharacterized. The transcript has 3 exons. The record is from RefSeq and is a predicted model, not a curated record. NCBI's taxonomy places the organism in Eukaryota, Metazoa, Arthropoda, Insecta, Diptera, Tephritidae. Bases 153 to 383 code for a protein of 76 amino acids.